Megachile rotundata (alfalfa leafcutting bee) is the source of this 2410-nucleotide messenger RNA. RefSeq names its product putative cytochrome P450 6a14. NCBI's taxonomy places the organism in Eukaryota, Metazoa, Arthropoda, Insecta, Hymenoptera, Megachilidae. The record is from RefSeq and is a predicted model, not a curated record. Gene Ontology annotation, molecular function: heme binding; monooxygenase activity; iron ion binding.
UUCAUUUCAAAACUAUCGAUAUUUCCUUAAAUAAGAUCACAUUGCAUAUUACAUACUAUAAUUUUAUCUUUGUUGUGAAAUAUUUGAGGUUAAGUUAAAAGUAAUGACCUGUGCUAUCAUGAUCUUCGUGUGACGUACGAAACAGUAUUUCAGUUCAAUAUAUUUAGAAAUGAAUUACAAUACAUCAACAAAAAUUAUAAAAUAACUGGAAGAUUCAUGAAAUUUUAUUUUAAUAACAAUGACACACUAUGAUGUUGCUUAAAAGUACGCUCGUAAAUAGAUUAUUCUCUUGUUAAUCAUCAAACUAAUCAAUUGUACUAGAUUACAGUUUAUCCAUCAUAUUAUAAGGUCUCCAAAUGAUGUAAAAAGGAGACGUCGAUACGGAAAUUAAUACUUCGAAGGCGACCGUCGAACACAGCAGUGUGACAUAGAGUAAUAAGAAUACCGUGAUAGUUCUUAAAAAUAUAUACUUUAUUUUGUGAUUGUGAAGUGUUUCAUUUAAACUAAUUUCAAUUUUGAUUUGAAACUGCAACCAUGUCUUGGUCAUUAUUAGAAACUGUUGGAUUCUUUUCUGCAAUAAUACUUCUGCUGUAUUAUUAUUCCACGUCCAUGUUAGAAUAUUGGCAGAAACGAGGCGUAAAAGGACCGAAACCUAUUCCAUUUUUGGGAAAUUUCAAAAACGUGUUUCUUGGAAAAACAUCAGUCAAUGAUUGCUUCGUCAAAGCCUAUUAUGAAUUCAAGGAUGAACCACUGAUAGGAGUGUUUAGUGGCCACGACCCGAUUUUAAUUGUAAAGGACCCGGACUUAAUGAAAGAUGUUCUCAUCAAAGAUUUUGUAAACUUCGCCGAUAGAAUGCGGGAUCCUGAUGCUGAGGUUGAACCAUUUUCAUUGCAUCUGUUCAGACUUGAAGCAAAAAGAUGGAAACCUUUAAGGAACCGGUUUUCUCCUGUUUUCACUUCAGGGAAACUCAAGGAAAUGUUACACUUGAUACUGGAAUGUGCAAACCAUUUUGAGAAAUAUCUGGAGAAAAUAGCCGAAAAAGGGAAACAUAUCGACUGUCGUGAGAUUUCUGCAAAAUUCACAACGGAUGUGAUCGGUUCUUGUGCGUUUGGAAUAGAAGCGAACGCAUUAGCUGCAGAAGACAGCGAAUUCCGUAAAAUGGGUAGACAAGUUUUCCAAUCGAGUUUCAAGACCGUCAUUAGAGAUAGAUUGAGGGAAUAUCCAUUACUAUUUAAAAUCUUCGGACGAUUCGUUGUUGAUUACGAGAUUGUGGAUUUCUUUACGAAAAUCACUAAAGAAAGUAUAGAUUAUAGACUAAAACACAAUGUUCGUAGACAUGAUUUCGUUGAUGUUUUAGUAGAGUUAAAACAAAACCCAGGAAAAAUUGGAUUUAGUGAUGUGAAUGACGUUUUACUAACUGCACAAGCUUUCGUUUUCUUCGCUGCUGGUUUCGAAACAUCCUCAGUAACGAUCACCAAUGCUUUAUACGAGCUUGCAUUAAAUCCGCCAAUUCAAGAGAACCUCCGAGCAGAAAUUAAAGAUGUCCUACAACGCAACAAUGGAGAGAUCACGUACGAUAGUAUAAUGGAAAUGAAAUAUUUGGAUGCAGUCCUCAAAGAAACGUUACGGAAAUACCCAGUGGUAUUAUGGCUAUCUAGAAAAGCAAUGGCAAAUUACACAUUUUCGGGUACAAAAGUAACUAUUCCAAAGGGUCAGUUCGUAGUCCUGCCUGUUUACGCUAUUCAGCAUGAUCCAGAUAUAUUUCCGCAACCAGAAGUCUUUAAUCCUAACAGAUUUCUAAGCGAAAAUACUGAAAUCGGUCAUCCAAUGUACUUUUUACCAUUUGGAGAUGGUCCAAGGAAUUGUAUCGGCGCAAGAUUUGCUAAGAUUCAAUCAAAGGUGGCGCUGAUGAAGAUUGUGUCCAACUUUAAAAUCGAUGUAUGCAAAGAAACUGUUACAACUUAUCAAAUAGACAAAAAACCAUUAUUCCUCUUACAGCCAUCGCACGAAGUGAAUUUGAAAUUAACAAAAGUUUAUACAUAGCAGCAUAAACAGAGCCAACCUGAGUUAUUCAAUGAAAUGGUGGAAAGCUAUUUUCCUCUGCAAUUUCGCUCAAAGGAGUUGUAAUCAAAUUUUAUGCAAAUAAGUAAUUGUGAAAGGAUACUUGUUACGACAGAAGAUACUCCACAAUAAGCUGUAACAAGUUUAAACAAACUUUAAACAAACUUGUUUGACUUUUGUAUGUCACCAACAAAUAAGUUAAAAUACUCUACAAUUUGUAUAUCUUACAUCUUACAGUUUCAUUAGAUCUGAUCAUAUCUUUAAAUUAACUAGAAAUGGUUGAGAUAACGUUUCCUUUUAUUGUGAUAUACGACUUAAUAUUUGAACGUUUGUAAAUAAUUUUAUUAAA